This is a messenger RNA of Oppia nitens, 869 nucleotides long. Its product is annotated as venom peptide isomerase heavy chain-like. Gene Ontology annotation, biological process: proteolysis. The coding region runs from base 8 to 859 and encodes 283 amino acids. The transcript is spliced from 8 exons. Lineage: Eukaryota; Metazoa; Arthropoda; Arachnida; Sarcoptiformes; Oppiidae. Gene Ontology annotation, molecular function: serine-type endopeptidase activity. The record is from RefSeq and is a predicted model, not a curated record.
UGAAAACAUGAUUUAUUUGACUACUAAUUUAAAUUAUAUUAUAUUGAUUACAUUAUUGAUAUAUCAAUUAUUUUAUAAUCAAUUUAUAUUAUGUGACAAUGGUUAUGAUUUGAACGGGAUGAAUUGUGGCAUUCAGGCGCCAUUUAAUUAUAUAGUAGGCGGUUUAACCCUCAGUACAAUGGAGUUCCCAUUCCUGGUCCUAAUCAAGUUUAUGGCCAGUACUGUAUGCGGCGGUACCAUCAUUAAUAACCAGUGGAUCAUAACGGCUGCCCAUUGUUUUAAUAAGCGUUUAAAUAGAAUAUCUGAUUUUACUGUACAUGCUGGUUCAAUACAUUUAUACGAUGGUGAGGUUUAUCGUAUGGAGUUUGCCCUAGUACAUCCUAAAUUUUCGAUGCUAAAAAUGACCUACGACAUAGCACUGGCCAAGUUGACGACACCGAUAAAUUUUGGUCCAAACAUCGGUACCAUAUGCCUGCCUAGUGUUCAGCGCCAGGAACCAAGCGGUACGAUAACAGCGGCCGGUUGGGGACGACUCAAGGCCCAUAUGGCUGCCUCGACAGUAGUCCAAAAGGUCAACCUUCCCAUAAUCAGCGAUGAAGAGUGUGCCCAUAAAUAUCAGCGAUUGGGAGUUACCAUUUGGAACUCGCAAAUGUGUACAUGGCUUAAGGGACACGACACCUGUGAGGGAGAUUCAGGCGGACCAGCAUUUCAAUUUAGUGGCGGUAGAGCCCAUCUAUUGGGAAUUGUAUCGUUUGGUAUGGAGUGCGCUGAUGCUAAUCCAGGAGUCUAUACACAAGUAUCAUAUUAUUUAGAUUGGAUUACAACAAUGUUACAUCAAUAUGGCACUAAUUAUUUAUAAUAAAAUAAUU